CAACAGUACAGUACACAAUCAACCAUCAUUCGCAGUGAAUUUGGAGCAAUGGAGUAGCUACAAUUAUCCAAGACUCGUAGGGGCUCAUCUCCCAACAAAUGGCUUUGUAGCAAAAAGCAGAAAAAAAUUCGAAAAAAGAGAAAAUGGAAGCUUUGUUGGAACUGUUUGACCCAGCUGACAGUGGUCAGAGACUCUCCUCUGUCACCACCAGCACUCCGAAGAACCUCCCUCCUGAGGUUGAGGAGGGCAAUGUAGAGUAUAAGCUCAAGCUGCUCAACCCUAAUCCAUCAAGAUUCGAGCAUCUGGUCACACAGAUGAAGUGGCGUCUACAAGAGGGGCAAGGAGAGGCUAUUUAUAAGAUUGGGGUGACUGAUUGUGGCUUCCUCAGGGGACUCAGUGAGCAAGAGAUGGAGGACUCCAUAGCAACACUCAAGAAAAUGGCUGAAAGACUCGGAGCCGCCCUCACUUAUCUAGACACCACUGUCAUUCAAGAGGAUGGAGAGACUGCGAGGCGAUCCGUGAGGGAGGUCUUGGUUAGGAAGGUGCCUGACAAUCAGCAGUUUCUUGAUCUGCGACUGGCCGUCCUUGGUCCAAUGGAGGCGGGGAAGAGUACCCUGCUGGGGGUGCUCACACAGGGAGAGCUCGAUAACGGACGUGGGAAGGCAAGGCUCAACUUGUUCAGGCAUCUUCACGAGAUACAGUCUGGAAGGACAUCCUCGAUCAGUCAUGAGAUUCUGGGGUUCGAUUCUAAAGGGGAGGUGGUGAAUUAUUCGAAGUGUGUGAGUGCCGAGGAGAUCUGUGAGAGGUCGUCCAAGCUUGUGUCAUUUAUUGACCUUGCUGGCCAUCAGAAGUACAUGAAGACUACCAUUUUUGGGCUGACUGCCCACAGGCCUGAUUUUGCCAUGCUGGUGAUCGGAGCUAACUCAGGAAUUGUUGGUACUACUAGAGAACAUCUUGGAUUCUGCAUUGCUCUUCAAGUGCCUACUUUUGUGGUGGUGACUAAAGCUGACCUGUGCUCACGGCAGCAGAUGAAUCGCACUGUGGAACAACUGGAGCUGAUACUGUCCAGUGCAGGAUGCAGAAAGGUGGCCUUUAAAGUGAAGAAUGAGUCUGAUGCCUGUACAGCUGCUCAAAGAUUCACAGAAAAACAGUGUGGGAUAGCCCCGAUCUUCCAAGUGUCAUGUGUGACUGGUGAGAACCUGGAUCUCCUCUACAAGUUCCUCAACACUGUUCCCCCUCUCCACUCAAGCCAUUCUCAAGAGAGCCUCGAACAGCAGCUGGCUGAGUUCCACGUCGACGAACUCUUCAACGUACCCGAGGUUGGCACCGUCGUCGGUGGGAUCUUGACAAGGGGCGUGGCACAAGUGGGGGAUCGAGUGCUUGUUGGACCAUCGGAAACUGGGGAGUUUUGUGAGACCAAGGUUGCUACAAUACGACGAAAUAGGACCCCCUGUACUCUAGUAAGGGCUGGACAAACGGCCACUGUGACUCUGGACCACACCAAGCAUGCCGACUUCAGAAAGGGCACUGUCAUCUUCUCCCCUCGACUGACACUCAACGAAACUUGCAACAGUUGUUUUGAGUUUAUAGUCAAGCUCCACAUUCUCACGAGCUCUGGCUCUGGCAUUAAAAGAGGCUUCCAGGGCACUGUCUUUGUGGCCAGCUGCAAGCAGAAUGCAGACGUGGUGGAGAUCGUAGGCAAGGAGAGUCUCUCUGCUGGUGAGAGUGGGUUUGUCCGCUUCAACUUCCUGAAGCAUCCUGAGUUCCUACGGGUGGGAACAAGAGUACUGCUACAAGAGGGGAUGACCCGAGGCAUUGGAGAGAUUAUCCAGCUGAUAGUGGGUGAAGAGGAACGAACUAAACAAAGAAAACCUUCUAGAUAGUAACGUGUGUGUGGACUCAAGCCUAGUUGGUCCCACUAAUAUAAUUUAUACCUAUAAUUAUAUUAUUUUAGGAAAAGGUGCCAGCCACCUCCAUAAUUAUAUUUAUCUAUAUGGUAACUCUGA
Messenger RNA from Halichondria panicea, 2006 nucleotides. RefSeq names its product GTP-binding protein 2-like. Bases 144 to 1883 code for a protein of 579 amino acids. Gene Ontology annotation, molecular function: translation elongation factor activity; GTP binding; GTPase activity. The record is from RefSeq and is a predicted model, not a curated record. The transcript has 7 exons. Gene Ontology annotation, biological process: translational elongation. Lineage: Eukaryota; Metazoa; Porifera; Demospongiae; Suberitida; Halichondriidae.